Solenopsis invicta (red fire ant) is the source of this 10324-nucleotide messenger RNA. Its product is annotated as nuclear receptor coactivator 6. Bases 2018 to 10009 code for a protein of 2663 amino acids. Gene Ontology annotation, cellular component: chromocenter; nucleus. Lineage: Eukaryota; Metazoa; Arthropoda; Insecta; Hymenoptera; Formicidae. The transcript has 6 exons. Gene Ontology annotation, molecular function: DNA binding; chromatin binding. The record is from RefSeq and is a predicted model, not a curated record.
GUGGCGGUGGUGGUGGUCGUGAUACUCGCUGCUGCUGCUGCUGCUGCUGUUGCUGUUGUGACGAUGACACAGCGUCAUAACACAACGUUCGUCCGUCCGUGCGCGAUUUAACCCGAAUCGUUACGCCAGCGACGUAAAGUGUGGCUUUUUUUUUUGUACGGCGUGCGCGUUCGCGCCAUAUUACCGAUCGAGCGCCGACUACGGGCGACUCGAGCCGAGCGCCGAGUCCGCCGCCGGCGCGAUUAAACUCGCGUAUACGCACAGUCAGUGUCGAGGGAGAUGGCACGCCGUUCGGUCGUGUUGUCAUCGUCGUGAGUUGCGUUCGCGCUGCGUCGUUACGUCGUCGCGCGGAUCUCGCGAUUGUUGCGUGUCCACGUCUCUCGGUUUUUUCGGUGGCGGCGACACGCCAGCGUGUGCCGUUCGCGUAAUGACAUAAUAAUCGCGUGUGCGCGUUUCUUCGUUCGGAGUGCGUGACCGCGACUCGCUCGAGGACGAAGGACGGAGAGAGUAAUGUUGCGUAGUGGCUGUGAGUAGAGCCGCGAGUGUGAUUCCGCGGGACGAGGUGACUGUGUUUGUUGUUGUGACCGCGAGCGGCGGGGGCGAAUCGCAACGGCCUGAAUUGAGCUACGCGACGCAGUUAGGCCGCGCGCCGCGUCGUCAUUGUCGCGACAUCGAGACUGGGGAGAAUCUUCGCGUCGCGACGGGAGCUGCGAACGGGUGGUGCGACGCGACGGCUUCAACGAGCCGUCACCUUGAGAGUCCGAGUCCGAGCGCGCGAGACCUUGCUCGUUCGCGCGCGCUCUCUCUCUCUCUCUCUCUCUCGCUCGCUCGGAGACGUAAUUCCCCGCCGAUAAACAAGCGGCUCGCCUACGCGCGCCGCGCCGGGCCGCCGGCUAUGAGAGUUUCGAGUGAAGUUAGCAGCAGUCGCGACCUUGCUCGACGCCGCUGCCGCCACCGCCACCGUCGCUUCGCGCACGAUCAUGCUACGUAACGACUCGCGACGACGACGCGUGCAACGUUCGCCCGUGCGGCAGAAGGAAUCAGCGUGGAACGUCGCCGUCGUGCCCUUGCAGGACGAAGACUUUUGAAAGAGGCCGAAGGAGGAGGAGGUGGAGGCAGGCAGCAGCAGCGGAGCAGCGCGGAGCGCGACUAUACAACAGGCGGUGGCGGAAACGCGCGCGCGGAAAGCCGGCCGGCCGGCACUCGAGUACCGGCGUGUAGUGUUCCAAUCGCGUUCGCAAGCAUUUUGAGCUGGUGUAUCUCAACAGGAAGAAGGAGAACACGACGGAGCAGCAACGGUGGAGGAGGGAAAGAAGAUAGAGGAACAACGAGUGCCGAAUGCGACGAUAGCCGAUAGAGCCGCCGCCGCGCCGGUUCUCGCGGGAAAGAGGAGAGAGAGAGAGGGAGAGAGAGAGCGAAAGAGCGAGCGAGUGGACUCACGAUCGUCGGAGUGCGCGGCGUCCCGCGCCAUGCCCGGCGCUCCCCGCCGCGUCAAGGAGGUUAGACGGCCAUUGACCGACGGCGGCGAGCAGCAGCAACAGCGGCGACGACGACAGCGUGCACUACGCGCGCCAAGCACGCGCCGGCCUCGAGUACGCGCAACGUAGGGGACAGUUCCCGCCGUUUUUGAAAGGGAGGGACCUCUCCUACCCCCUCCCCCCUCUCCUCCCCUCCACGUUUGAGAUCGAGCGCGAUUCGCACUCGUCGCGCGAGCAAGCCGGCGCGACUGACAUAUAUAUUAUGUCGUGCUACGUGUGCCGCGCGGAGGGACGCAACGGUACGUGGUACAACGGCAUCGGCGAGAGCGCAGCCACCCGUUCGGGACCGGGAGGUGGCUCAUCGUCAUCGUCAUCGUCAUCGUCGAGCGCGUGAGGGAUCGUGAUCCGGCUCGCGCGACGGAGGAUGCGGCAAUACUCGCCGCCGGUGUCUCCACGUAGUAGGCGAGCUACGUGCCACGUCGUGCCAGUGAUGUCGUGGGUGUCGUCAGGGUCAUCCGCAGCGCUGCUGGACCUGGACCAUGGCCGGCAAGCCUGAGCAGCCGUCCACGCUCCCUGCUCCCCUGAGUCACGGCCAUCAGCAUCAGCAUCAUCAUCAUCAUCAUCACCAUCAGCAGCAGCAGCAUCAGCAACAGCAGCAGCAGUCGCAGCCACCGCAACAAUCGCAUCAACAGCAAGCUAUACAGCAGAAUAGCGUUCUAGUGUACGUGUCGGGGGAUAACUUUGCGUACGCCACGGCGGUGGGUCAGAAUGUCGCCGCGACCGCUGCUGCCGCUAUCGCGGUCGGUUAUCAGUCGCAGCCGCAACAGCAACAGCAGCAGACGACGCAGCAGCAGUACGCCGGUAUCUUGCAGGCACCGCAGGUGGCGACGGCGCAGGCGGUCGCGACUACAUUUCCCGCCAAAACCGCCGUAUAUUGCGCCGACGAUACGAACAGCGGCGGCGGCGGCGGCGGUGGAGUCAACGUAGGGAGCAAUGUCGCUGCUGCUACUGCUACCACCACCACCACCCCCGCUAUCGGCUGUUGCCAUCGGCUGAAGCCAUCGCUCGAGACGACGUCGUCGACGACGACGGCAGUAGUGGUCGCGGCCAACACCAGUGGUGCGGAUGGCGGCGAGUCCAGGCAUGCUUCUUCUCUGGCGAGUAACGAGGACGAGGAGGAUUACGCGAUGCUGUACCGACAGGCCAACCUGGGGCACACGGCGACAGCGUGCGCCACGUCGUCGACGACGACGGCGGCGGCGGCGGCGGCGAUGAUGACACGGCACGAGAAUAAGCGAACGUCGGAGAACGGGGAACACUCGACGGUGGUGGACGGCAACGAUCCGAUGCUAUCCGGCGCGAAGGUGUAUCAGACCGCCGCGCGACUCCAGCACGCCGCCGGUGCUGACGCGUACUCCGCGAGGAUGAGUGGCGAAUACAACGCCACGACGAACAAUAGUAGAAUCGUAGUCGCGAAUCCGGGUGACGUCGGCGGUCUCCUCGUCGGUGGCGACGACGACUGCGUCGCGUACGGUACCUCGACGUCCGUCGGCGGUAGUAACGGUAUCGCGCUUCAAAACGCCGGUGAGCAACAGGCGGCGGCGACGGCGGUAGCGGUGACGAGUGUGGACGACAAGAGCCGGCAGCAGCAGCAGCAGGACGGUUUCGAUAGUCAGCAGGCCGCCUCCUCGCAGGCGGUGUCGUCGGUAGCGUUGAGCGCGACAGUGGUCGGUGUUGUUGGUGACGGUAGUGCUGGUGUUAGUGGUGCUGGUGCCGCGACCGGUGGCUGCGAUUCGGUGAGGUCCGACGAGUCGUCGACGGGGACGACUUACAGCAGCCUCAGCAGCCCCGACGAGAGUCAGCAGAGUCUUCAACAGCCGACGGGACAGCACGACGGCGGCAUGCCGGCGAGUAAUAAUCAUCCCGGCGGUGGUAGUGCGUGCGCGCAGCAGGCUGCGCGGCAGCAGCCGCCGUCGCGUGUCAACGGUAGUAACAAUAAUGGUGUGCAGCAUAACGCAGUGGUGUUGACAAUGAACGGUAGUGCGGUGAUGCAGCAGCAGCAGCAGCAACAACAACAACUACAACUGUCAGCGAUCGCCGUGCCACGUGGAUGGAAAAGGAUAUGCACCAACGGGGUCAUCAUUUAUAUCAGUCCAAGCAGCACGGCGCUAGGUUCGCUGGACCAACUGAAGGAAUAUCUGACGACAGUGGGGACCUGCAAAUGCGGCCUCGAGUGCCCGCUCAGACCCGAACAAGUCUUCAACUUCGACCCCAAGGUUGCGACGCGACCUUGGAGCCCGGAUCAGGGCAAGACGCGGGAGAUGACCAAGCUCUGUAACCAUAAGAGGAAACUUCUGCUGCCGGCCGCGGCCGCCAGUCCUGUUGCGUCCUGUACGCCGGCGGUCUCGUCGUCGACUUUAUCUUCAGGCCCGACAACGGCCUCGAUUCAUGCGAACGCCGACUCGCCCACGUCGCCGGAUAAAGCCAGAAAAGAUGGCCUCAGCAAGAAGAAGAAGAGGAAACUAGGAGGCAUAGGCGGCAUUUAUUCCGGCGUCUCAGUUUCGCAACUUCUGGCACAACGGGAGAGAGCUAUUGCUGCGGUUGCGGCAUCUGGAGUUCAAGGUUCACCGGUGCCUAAUGGAUCGCAGGUAUGGCCAAUCGCGAUCCCGAAUCUGCAAGUCCAACAAAACGGACAACAAAUCUGCCAUCAGUCUUUAAAUUCGCCUUCUCAGAAUCAUGACGUGAGCAGUUGUGCAAGAAAUCCUCAGCAGAGGCUAAAUCAACAUAAUAUGUCGGGCAUGCUAAUGAGCAACCCGUUGAUUAUGAAUCAGCAGGGUACAAAUUUCAACAAUAUGACUCAACAGCAGCAGCAACUUUUACAACAGCAACAUCAACAGCUUAUUCUACAACAGCAACAGCAGCAGCAGCAGCAGCAACAACAGCAGCUCAUUCAGCAGCAUAUAUCGCAACAGCAGCAACAGUCACAGCAGUUGUUACCGCAUCAGCAGCAGCUCCAACACAUGCAAAUUUUACAACAACAACAGGAACAACAACAUCAAAAUACUGUAGUAAAUCAAUUAGUGCAACAGCAAACUCCUCAUUAUAUCAAUCAGCUAAAUCAGCAGUCGUUACAUGUAAUGCAACAGCAACAACAGCAUUUGAAUCAACAACAGCAGCAGCAACAACAACAGCAACAACAAAUGCAUUUACAACAAAUCCAAAAACAUAACAUGCAGCAACAGCAUUUAGCUCAAGAAGUGGAUCAACAACAGUCGGCAAAUUACAAUACUCAGCAUUCUGUUGAGAAUUAUGUGCAUCACAUGCAGUCAUCACAAGUGUCGAAUCAACCCGCCCUCCAUCCGCAAUUGCAUCAAAUUCAUCAACAUCAGAUGCAAUCGCAACAGAAUCAGCACGCUGUGCAAUCUCAGUCGACGGAUCACUUCCAAAUGCAGAUUCAGCAACAGCUGCAGCAGCAACAACAACAACAACAGCAUCAACAGCAAAUGUCACAAGUGUGCGUCCAGCCGCAAUAUUCGAACCAACAAUUAAAUCAUCACUCUGUAGAUAUCAUGCAGCAGCAAACUGGUUCCGCCGUCAUGACGAAUAUGAACACUAUUGAUAUUCAGAAUAGGCAUAACCGAGCACCAUCAGUUGACGAAGAUCUAAAUACGAAACAGUUACAACAACAACAGCAGCAGCAACAACAGCAGCAGCAGCAACAGCAACAGCUUUUAUUACACAAUCAUUCGAUGCAGCGGCACCAUGUAGUUCAAAAUGGCGGCGUAUCAAAUAAUCCUCAUGAGAAUGUUCAACGGAUGUACGCUCAGAAUCAAGUACAAUAUCCAGCAAGAAAUUUCGAUCCUACAAAAGUAACGAAUACGGAUGCCAAGGUGGGACAUCAACAGCAGUUUUUGUCUAAUCACACGGGACGAAGCCCGAACGCCAGUCAUGCCGUCGAAGUUCAGCAGUCUGGUAUGGGACCAAACGGGCAGCCCGGCAAUAUGCAUUUCAACAACAGAACACCGCCGUGGCAACAAAAUCGGGCUGCAGUUGCAUCUCAUCAACCGUCCGUCGUCACAGUACAGAACAUUACUUGCAAUUCGUUUGACCGUGUACCACCGCUUCAUCAUCACAUUCCACAGCCUUCCAAUUGGACGGACGAGGCAGCACGGAAAAAGGCGAAAUCAAAUAAAAUAAUAGUGAAGAAACAGCGGCAACAUGGAAUCACGGAGAUGUCCAGAACGAACAAUGGGUUGGAACAUUCGACACCGAGUCCAGUAGAUGAAUUCAACGAGAACAAUCAACAAAAUAAUGGUCAGAUAGGUUCAACUUUCAACAACAGCGGUCCUUCGUUCCUAGAGGAUCCCAGCGGAUACCUCGCUCAGCAAACGGCGCUACUAAACAGCACGAUAUCAAGACAGACCGGUGUUAGUAGUUCUCAAGUGGGCAUGUUAAAUAAUAAUUCGAAAGCAUCGUCUCAGACUAAUCACGGCAUGCAUGUGCCUAACACCUAUAUUCCUCAACCAAAGCCUUCCUCUAUCGCCAGUCCCACGAGUACCUCGUCAUUCGCUUCCGUAAAAAAUCACGCGACCUCGCCAGUUGUUGUACACAGCAGUAUGACACCGACGUCAAGCAGCGGCACUGAUUCUGAAAGCAGUCCAUGUCAAGGGUGCGUUACCAGCGCCGAUACACAGUCCUACAUUCAGGAUCAAUAUAAGCAACAGAUGCAGCGACAGUACCUGAUGCACACGGAUCAACGCGAAGAUCCUGUUACAUCGUCGACGUUCGGCGAACGAUAUCAAACGAAUAAUCAAUCACCAGCUGAUUCCAGACCAAUACAAGGCGGUACUGUAAGCACCAGUCAUGGAUCUCCUAUUGGUACGAAUAGUCCAGCUAAUUCAGAUACGCCGGCAGCCUCGACACCAGGAAUUUCGCAACCGGCGACUCCACAAAGUCUCAUCUCGUCGCAACCGGCUACGCCACAUAGUUAUUCGCAACCACCGACGCCUCAUUCACACGUCUCAGGCCAAAUGCCACAAACACCAACUCCACAAGCGCAACAGCAGUUGUCACAAUCCUUGGUCGGUAGCAUUCAAGAACAAAGAUCGGAAACUCCUAGUUCUGGGACAAUGAGUUCCAGUGGUAUCCCACCUAGCACUUCGCCACCACAGACAUCCUCCUCUGCGUCGGAUAAUUUAAUAUCACAAGUGAAACGGCAAAUAACUAGGCAAAAUUCUCUAGAUGGCUAUCAACCUCAUCCACACACUGUGAAUGCCGUCUCCAGGAUACCCAUGAAUACUUUCGGCGGGACGUCGUCCGUGAUAACAACAAUGGCGAGUGGUCAUACGGUUAGCAGUAAUACGAUUACGUCUGUGUUAGCUGGAAGAGCGAACACGGCCACUGUUUCCAUAAACACACCAUCUGCGAUACCGAAUCCUGCUAUAUCGAGUCUUUUACCAAAUAAACCACAGCAUCAAGCACAAUCGACAACAUUAACAAAUGUGCCGAGUACUUCAAUUACGACUCACUCUAUUCCACUUAGCCAAUCUUCAACGAUGAGUGUAUCUAAAUCACCACUUGAAAUGGUUCAGAGUGUUGUUAGUAGCAUACAAGUACCUCAAACAAGUACGAAUUCGUCAUUGCAACCACAAACGCAGCAACAGCAACAGCAGCAGCAGCAACAGCAGCAACAUCAACCGCAACAACAACAACAACAACAACAUCCUCAAGCCAAUGUUCAAGUUCACAAUGUUCUUACUUCAGGUGGUAUAUUGAAACAUCCUGCGGGAUCGACGUUACCACCUGGUCAUAUAUUGGUAUCUAGUGGCGGUCAACUUAUAAUGGCAAGUACUGGAUCUACAAUUAAUGGCGUGAUGGCACCUCCUCCACCGAAAAUAAUUUCUAAUGCCAAUUCUAUGCCACCGCUGUCGGUGUCGCCGAUGGUUACCAGCGUGACCGGAGCCGUUAGUCAAGUAAUUCCUGCGGUGGGUGUUGCCCAGCAAGUAAUAGGGCAACCCACGGUGCUUGUGAAUACUAUUCAGACUCCGGUAUUGAUUCAACCUGGUGUAAUGACAAUGGACAGUAUAGGCCAGAACGUGCAGAUACCGCAUUUGACGGUUGCUACUGGUAACGUUAUACAAAACACUCAGUCUAUCAUUGACGCAAAUCAGGACGUGUCCAGGACGGUUAAUGCUAAUCAAGGCAUGACGGUGAAUCGACAACCAGCGCUAUUGUCACCAGAAUCGACAAUGACUAAGAAAAAGGCGUAUAAGAAACGAAAAGCAAAUCCACAAACCGUGGCGUCGAUGUUACAUAUCGCCUCGUCCCAACAGAACGCUGGUAUGUUGAUGCAAUCGCAGUCAAAUUUCGCCCAACAAAACUUUCAAACUCAGAGCAUAGGCGGACCCAUGCUUCAAGCACUCACCAUCGUGCCUGGUAAAGGCGGGGCGCCAGCGCAACUUGUGAUGAACGGUCAAACCGGCGCAACGUCCGCGCAAUUUAACGCCCAGCAAAUAAUCACGAAUCCUCAACCAGCUCAACAAAUAAAUCUCCUUCAACCGGUGAACUUAUUGAACGGCGCGACUGGAAUGGUUCAGAACUUUCCUACCAUCCAGCAAUUUAUCGUACCUGGUUUGGGUAGCAUGGUAAUGUCUGCGGAUGGAACAGCUACUUUAUUGCAGGAUACGGGUAACAUCGGGAUGCAGCUUCAGAUACAGAACGUCAAUGGUCAAAACGUCCUGACGCCGGUACAAAGCCAUGGUGGCAUAUUUAAUCCGAGUCAAAGCAUAUUGGCCGCCGGACCAGCUGGUAUGGUCAUAAGGGCACCACAAGCGACCGGUGGAAAAAUAAUUCAACAACACAGUCCGGGCACACAAUUUCUUUCACCGAAUAGCGGGCAGUUUCUAGUGAACGGUACAACAUCCUUCGGGAAUCAACUAAGCCCGAUAGUGGCCAAUGUUAGUCCGAAUCAGCAGGUGACAUUUAACACCUCGCAAGUGAGACCACCGAACAUGCAAGGUCAGCAGGAAUUCAUACAGAUGAAUGGACAAACACUUAUGGUACCUUGCGCAACCGCACAGAACAUCGCCGUUUCUUCGGCGUCGAAUCAACAGAAUACAACCUUUGUUCAACAAAAUACGACGAUUGUACAGCAGCAGACUACCAUGGUCUCAAACAAUCAGAUACCAAAUUUUCAAAGCACAAGUUCUAAUAGCGGACAAACUGUCGAUCCUUCUUUAAAUCUCGAUCACAAUCAAUCAUAUAUCCUGAGUUCCGGUAUGAUCCAGGGUAAAGCGGCGUCAUCUUCUCCAAAGAGCGGCAUAAAUUCACCAUCAUCUGAUCAGAAUGUCGAACAACAGCAAUAUGUGCUCGCCAGUAGUAGCACGACCGUCGUGGAAAAAACUGCUCAACAAAACGAACAGCACAGUCCCUUGAUGGCAAGGCAUUCUGUAUCGACGCAAACUGCAGGGAACCAAACGAACGUUGCGCAAUCGACGAUGAUGCGGCAAGGAUCUCCUCCCGACACGACCACCCACAGUCCAGGAAACAGUCAGAGGUCCAACAGUCCGGCCGUGGACACUACUACACACGGUGCAGCCUCGCCAGCGCCUCCAAUCACCACUAGACAUCACUCAUCGUCCACGCCUAUGGUUCAUUGCGUAUCGAGCAGCGAACCGGAUUCGGGCGACACGCAGGUGGCAUCAGAGGAUUGGAGGAUGCAAGGUAUCGCCACCAAGGAGAUCACGUUGAAUCAACCGAGUCUGCACGGAAAGACCUACGUAGAGUCGACGGUGACAACUGGGAUCCAGGUUGGUACCCACGUAGAGCAGGUCAACCGUCAUCUAACUGUAAUAGACAUGCACCAGCCGGCUGAUACGACACACCCAGAAAACACAUACGCUGACUCACAGGAGCAUAUGGACACAUCAUCACCAAAUCAUUCCAUUAAUUCAGACACAAUGGACCACUCUACCGGGGAAGAUCAACUAAGCGUCAGUAAAGAAAUGACGGACGUUUCUUAUUCGGAGAUCGAGGUUAAUCCGUUGCCAGUCAUAGGUCACGGUCAUUAUCAACCAAUCCUUUAUCAUGGCCAGCACUAUGUCCCCAAUGCGAAUGUUUAUCGACAGCAAGCCUUAGUGCCAGAUCAUGCUCAUUACACUAUGUUGCCGCAAAUUAACGGCAAAUUCAAUGAUAAAUCGUGCAUCGAUAACAGCCGCGGUACUGAAAUCGUGCAGCAUGUCAUGGAGCAAGAUGAGAUCGAGCAAAAUUCCGAAGAGAAAUCAUUGCAACGGCCAAAUACCGGUGUUUCUUAUUGUCCACAGAAUGUUGGCUACCCACAAAAAUUCGUUGGCAUCGGGCCAUCCGGCCUGUAUCCACAUUUGUAUAAUUAUAGGUCUGACCCUAAUGGUAUUGCUGUUGUUAAUUACACACCUAAUAAGCAAGCCUACAUUAAUCCGUAUGUUUACAAUCAAUUCGUAUAUGCGCAAGAAGACGAUGACGCUGAGGAGAGUGACUCGUCAUCGGAUGAGUAGUCGCAUCUUUCUUUUCGGGCUAUAAAAUUGGUUAAUUUUGUAAAUUGAAUUGAAACCGAUAUCAGUGGCAUUAUUAGGUUGCGAUCGGUUUACAUUUGAUAAUAUUAAGUUUGUAAUUAGUUUGUAUUUAAUAAUUUUUACAUCCGCGCUGUAGCGUGAGAGCGCAUACGCUGGUUUAUUCGUAGCGUUAUUAUUUAAAUCGUACAUUAUUGCAAUAAUGUAAUUGUAUUAUUAAUCGUGUGUUGAUCGGAUUAAUCAGGAAAUUACUCCUUUUUAUAUAACAAAACGAAAAAAAUAAAUUUUUGCUAAACAGUA